AUGCAGCGUCGGGUGCUUGGGAGUUUUGUUGGGGUUAUGAACGGUGGUGUUGCGUUGCAUCAAGCACGGCGUACGAAAUAUAUUCGGCAUCCCAGCCCGAAUUGGGAUCCCGUCCACGAGGAUAUCAACGCGCACGUGAAGAAGCGCAUCCCGGGAGAAACCCGCGUCGAUCGCGUGAAGCGGUUCGCGCGGGAGUGGCGUAACGUGGAGCUGGAGCUCGGCGUCUACACCGACUCGCGCGGGCGCGAUAUUAAAUACCGGAAGACGUUUGUCUAUCGUUACACCUACCCAAACGCGUUUGAUGAGUUCUGGUGGCCAUGCAAGUAA
Phytomonas sp. EM1 is the source of this 327-nucleotide messenger RNA. Lineage: Eukaryota; Euglenozoa; Kinetoplastea; Trypanosomatida; Trypanosomatidae. The record is from the annotation of a GenBank genome assembly.